AAUACUAUUUUUAUCAUUUUUCAUAGAACAAGAUUAGCGAAAUAUAAUAUAUAUAUAUAUAUAUAUAAGCUAUAGGUUUAUGGUUUCUACGAAGACAGACUGACAAAAUCAACCAAUAGGUUAAUAGUUCCGCAUAUAUUAUAUUUUGCAUAAUUGCGAUAUAUUUAUAGUAUUAUCGGCGGUUAAUGUAUUUUACAAAAUUUGUUCUAUAGAGUACUUUAUCUAAAAGGUAAAGCAGUACAUAACAAUAAUAUUAAUCAAUAAACUAUACAACAGUUGGCGCAUGGCUGACUAUAUACUCAAUACUAUCACAAGAUCUCUACUCCGAACAGACUACUAGCUGAAAAUCGUUCUUCGUCUGACGAGAGUUUCCUUGCACCUACCUAUGAAAUAUGGAGAGAAAUCAGACAGUUAUUACCAGUAAGUGCAAUACACUUCACCUCAGUUUCAAGUUUUAUAAAAUACCUUGGAAUACUAUAAGAAUAAACUGUGGAAAACGAAUUGACACUGGCAAGGGGGCGUAUUGAUUAAAUUACGGACUUUUGACUAUCCUAAUGACUAAUAGGGAUUUUUUACUCUUUUUGUAUUAAUUAUAACUAAUGAAUUAGCCCGGAUUUUAACACAUUUUUUUUUCAUUUUUAUUCAGCGACGACGACAACCACGACGGAGGAAAACUCUGGUAUAAUGGAUAGAGCCUAUUACAGAGGUAUUCCUGCUGUUACGAAGGCUUUUGAAGCAAUCUUAUCUCUAAUUGCAUUUAUUCUUAUCAUGGUGGCUCCAUCUUGUGUCAAGACAUCGAUUACAGCUGGAUAUUUCAAGUUUGUUACCAUAACAGCUUUCAUAUUAGUUUGCAUAGUAUGGCUAUUAUUUCUCUGCAAAUUACAAAGAAGAAUAUUUAGGUGUACAUGUAUAAAUUGGCCAUUUUUAAUGUUUGCCUUUUACGGCAUAAUAUGCGUUUUCUAUUUUUUUGGAGACCUUAUUUUGGCUGUUCAAGCCUGCAAUGGAGUUGAAAAAGCUAGUGUAGCUUUCGGUUUCUUGGCCCUAUUUGCAUUUUUAUUCGAUUUUGGUUUCUCCGUUCGAGAUUAUAUAAUGGCUAGGAGAGGCUUGAACAAAGCCAUAAGAGAGACAACGAACGUUGCCGAAGGAAAAUAUUAAAACUGUUAAAAUGUUCAAAAGAAAGUUUGCAAAGUUUGCUACUGCUCAUAUAGAAUGAAUGAUUUAUGAAAGCUACGGAACAAAUUGAAUGUCCGCUAGGGAAAAAAAGCACCAUAUGUACAAAAUAAAGACUAAAAACUGCAUUUAAUAUGCUAAAAAAAAGAAAUCAAUUUUUGCCCCACAUUUUAUUAAUGUAUUUACAAAGUUUCUUCUCAGUUUUGCCAAAUAUGCUUGUAAAAUGUAUAAAUAUAUAGCUCUGGUUCAAUUUGCAAAGAAUUCAUUAAUAGAAAAACAUGCAAAAAACAUACAGUUCGUAGAUUUUUGCAAUAGAAAAAUAGACUUUUUCAUUGUUCUACAAUACACUUCGGAGUUUGAAAAAGUUUAAUAGUUACUUACCAACCGAAUAUCUUGCAGUCAGUUGUCC
This is a messenger RNA of Dimorphilus gyrociliatus, 1579 nucleotides long. Lineage: Eukaryota; Metazoa; Annelida; Polychaeta; Dinophilidae. The record is from the annotation of a GenBank genome assembly.